CGCUUGAGGGGAGCUUGUAUAGCGGGUACACACUGAAACUACCGACUCUUUCUCCCUCUGAUUUCUCAUCCAAACAACAACAACAACACCCUUCUCCGAUUAGGGUUAGGGUUUCCAUCGCUUCCCUUCGUCGUUCGUCGCUUCCGUUCUCAGAGCUAUGGAGUCUUCACUCGUGAUUAAGGUGAAAUAUGGUGAUACACUUCGGCGGUUUAAUGCGCCUGUGGCUGAGAAUAAUAGGUUGGAUCUUAACAUGGCUGGGCUGAGGGCCAAGAUAUGUUCUAUUUUCGAUUUCGCUGCUGAUGCGAAGCUGAUUUUGACAUACGUUGAUGAAGAUGGUGACUCGGUGACUCUUGUGGAUGAUGAGGACUUGCUUGAUGUGAUGAGGCAGAAAUUGAAAUUCUUGAAAAUUGAUGUGAAAAUGGUUAAUGACAAUGUUGGUAAUUCAAAUUUUGGGUCUAGUGGAAGUUCCACCCCUUUAAGAUCUCCUCCUGUCUCAAACCCAUUUGCUGGUGGAGAUUUUGGUAAAGCUGAUGUUUUUGAUGCUUUGCCAGAGCCAUUACGUGAGGCUCUUUGCUCAUCACUUUCAAAAGCUGCCUCUUCAAGUCCAGUGCUGGCUACUCUUGCUGAUUCAAUUACCAAAAUUGGACAGUCUAUUCUAAAUUCGCAUCCCCAGCCUCAUGUUGCAACUGGUACAGGCUCAGCAAAUAGUGUUCCUGAAGCCUCUGCCACUUCUGAAAAAACUCCUCAGCCUCCACAUGUGGCCUCCGCUUCCAAUGCAAGUGUCCAUGCUAGUUCAAGUGGAAGUGCCACUCCGUUAAGCUCUCCUGUCCCAGUGACUCGUCCUAAAAUUGCCCUUAGUAUGCAAUCACCUAAUAGGCAAUCUCAACAUGACAUUUCAAGUCGACUGCGUGUUCUGGCUGACUUACAUGCCAAGAACUCUUCUGUGGCCAGUCAACAGGCGAGUGCACUUAAUUUGCAAGGUCAAGCUCAAGUGCCUGCUAAUCUCGCUGGCUUACUAAACAAGAACUCUUCUAUUGCCGGGCAACAGGCGGGGGCUGGUAAUGCACUUAAUUUGCAAGCUCAAGCUGCAGCUUCAAAUCAAGCGCGUGCUAAUCUCGUUGACUUAUUUACCAAGAACUCUUCUAUUGCCCGUAAACUGGCGGGGGCUGGAAAUGCAAUUAGAGGUGGAGUGGCAGGAGUUGUAGGCCGGCCUUCGUUGUUGGACUUGGCUUCUAGUAGCCUACCUAGACAUGUAGCGGUUGUCCCUGGCCCUGCCCCUGCCCCUGUUGAUCUCAAUACCCACCCAUGUUUUCCUUCUUCAUCUCAUUCAACCAAUGUAAAUAGUGCACCACUUUCGCCAGCUGGCUGUGGAUGUAAAAUGUGUACUGAUGAUAGUUUUGCUGGUAAAGGUGAAUGUUGUGGGACAUCCACAAGUUCUGGAGCUCCUAGAAACAGCUCAACCCAGACUACUGCGAAUUGGUUUGGUCCUCCCAUCCAAUUUCCAUUUUCUGGGACAAAUACUUUUCAUUCAGGGGCAUCUCCUAUAGGAAACUGUCCAGUUUCUUCCCUUCCUUCCUUUAAAAGGAGCCAUAGUCACAAUCAGGCUAUGAGGGGUAUGUUCCACAAGGGAGUCCGCUGUGAUGGCUGUGGAGUCUAUCCAAUAACUGGGUCUCGUUUCAAAUCCAAAGUGAAAGAAAAUUAUGACCUCUGCAUCAUUUGCUUCAACGAAAUGGGUAAUAAGGCUGAUUAUAUCAGAAUGGACCGUCCUGAAUCUGCUUUGGCUGGCCCACGACGCACAAAUGAACAUACAAAAAAAAUUCAAACUAUUCCACCAUGUCUUAAUAGACGUGCACGGCCAAAGCUAGACAGUCGGUUCAUUUUGGAUGUUAAUAUCAUAGAUGGUACAAUGAUGGCUCCAUCUACUGCAUUUACAAAGAUCUGGCGUAUGCGAAACAAUGGCACUUCAGUGUGGCCCAAGGGAACUGAACUUGUUUGGAUUGGAGGAGAUGAGUUUUGUGAUUCUACUGCAGUUAAAUUAGAGGCUCCUGAGGAUGGCGUACCUGUGGGGAAUGAGAUUGAUAUUGCAGUUGAUUUUAGAGCACCUCAGUUACCUGGUCGAUAUAUAUCACACUGGAGGAUGGCAUCCCCCUCCGGCCAUGAAUUUGGCCAGUGUGUUUGGGUCCUUAUACAGGUUGAUGCUUCUGUCAUGGACACAACUUCUGAUAGCUCUCAAAACCUGAACUUGAAUAUUCCUCUUGAUGUCAGCAGCUCCAAAGGGCCUCAGAGUAUAGAUAUCAAUGCUCAACCUAUUGAAGAUGAUGCUUCUUUUCAACAAUACAAUCCUAGUGCUCCCACUGAACCUGCUGAACCUGUGAAUCAAAUGGCUGAUGUGAAUCAAAUGGUUGAUGAGGAACCAAGGCAGGAGAAGUCAGUAGACGAAUUCGCUGAAAAUGUAGACGCAUUUGUUGACCCUGCUGCCUCACCUCCUGCAACUUCUGCAGUACCUUCAUAUCUUCCCUAUCCGAAUGUUGAUAUUGACAUGGCUGAAACAGUGUCCCUGCCUGGUCCUAUUCAGCAAACCUCAGCCGCGGAUGCCCCGUCUUCAUCUAUUGGGAUUGGUGGAAAUAAUCCUGUGGAAGAGGCUCUUCUCAAAGAGCUAGAUGAAAUGGGGUUUAAGCAGGUUGAUUUGAACAAAGAGAUUUUAAGGAACAAUGGCUACAAUCUGGAGCAGGCAAUAGUUGAUCUCUGCGAUGAAUCUGGAUGGGAUCCUAUCCUUGAAGAGUUAAAGGAGAUGGGUUUCGGAGAUGAUGACAAAAAUAAGAAGCUGCUGAUGAAAAACAAUGGAAGCAUCAUGGGUGUUGUUAUGGAUUUAAUAAGCAAGGAGUAGGAUUGGUUAUAAUGUUUAUGUUGGUGAAACAUGUUCUGAGGAUGCAAAAUAUAUUCGCCUAGUACUCUAGAUAAUUGUCUAAUUUCCUUUCUCGAUCUUGUAUUGAUCGAUGUUAUGUUGGAUUUUAAUUAUGAUUCGAAACUGCCUACACUACAAUACUACAUAUAUGUACAUUAUUAUGUUUUAUAUUGCUGCAACGUUGUGGUUUAUAA
Molecule: messenger RNA, 3099 nt
Organism: Lotus japonicus
Lineage: Eukaryota; Viridiplantae; Streptophyta; Magnoliopsida; Fabales; Fabaceae
Product: protein JOKA2
Exons: 7
Coding region: 158-2887 (909 amino acids)
Molecular function (GO): protein binding; zinc ion binding
Source: RefSeq, a predicted model, not a curated record